GGAAGUCCGCUGUGUACCUCUGCUUUUAUAAUGGCCGCUUCUAAAAUGUCAGGCGUCCUGCUGAUGUGCUGGAUUACUCUCUUUGUGAAGACAGACUCCAGCCCUGCAGAGUCUCCUGUUUAUGGGUUAAAGGGAGCGUCUGUUCAUCUCACAGUGGAGAGUCUUCAACAUCUAUGGAUCAGAAGAAUCACAUGGAAACUCAACUCUACAGAAAUACUGGAACACACAGUGGAAAUAAAUCAGACACAUUACUACCCAGGUUAUAAAGAGAAGAUGCAGCUUGACAGCAGAGACCUCUCUCUGCUCAUUAAGAACCUAGACGAGACAGACCAGGGCACCUAUACUGCUGUAAUAACUGAAACAGAUGGGGUUAUAUCUGAAAAAGCCAAGUACCGUUUGCAUGUCCAAGAUGCUGUUUCCAAACCAGUUAUUCAGAUGAUGUCACUUUCAUUAAGUUCUGCUGAAGGAUUCUGCAAUGUGUCAGUGAACUGCUCUGUGAGGGACAGCUGGGUCUAUUACACCUGUGACCAAACCCAGUGCUCACAGACAGAGCCCCAGUCCUGGCUAGAUAUGAACAUCACUGUCACUGUUUAUAAUGGAAACAUCAUCUGCACAGGCAGUAACCGGGUCAGCAAGGAGACCCAGUCAGAACCACUGGGAGAUGCAUGUGGCCAAAACUCCGCUCUGCUACCCCCUAGUGGCCUCUCACCCUGUUUGCUGAAGAUGCUGGUGUUCUCUGUGGGCCUGGUCAUCAUGGUAUCGGCUGUCAUUACUGUGCACCUCAAGCACAGGUUCUGCAGAAGAGAAGGAAAAGAGAAGACGUUGGAAAAAAUGCAGCUUUAGGAAAUGGAGGCUUAAUCAUCCAUCCAUCCAUCCAU
Messenger RNA from Brienomyrus brachyistius, 878 nucleotides. RefSeq names its product T-lymphocyte surface antigen Ly-9-like. The record is from RefSeq and is a predicted model, not a curated record. The transcript is spliced from 5 exons. The coding region runs from base 31 to 843 and encodes 270 amino acids. Lineage: Eukaryota; Metazoa; Chordata; Actinopteri; Osteoglossiformes; Mormyridae.